AUGGAAUCCCCCGAAACCUGUCUAACGAACGUUCUCAAGAUCGAGAACCUCUCUCGAAUACCCUACACCCUCUACCGCCCGUCAGACGAUAACCCACCACAACCACAACCACCACAACCACAACCGUCACAACAACCACAACCACAGCAACUCCCACAAUCACAAUCACAAUCACAAUCGCAAUCAAGACUUCUUCCCGCGUCAUUAAACCGCCACACAACAAACGCCCUUCGACACGCCGAACGCACCCUCCGCACAGAAGGAAACAUCGUUUAUGCUGAUCGCGACAGUGUGACACUGUGGCUAUUCCAGAUCGAAGGCUUCCCGUCACCACCCGGAAACACCGCCAGCGGAGGCGCCGGCAACGGUAAAGAUGCUUGCGGCGACGAUAGCAUGGAAGGGGAGGUACAGGCCCAAAUUGCAGAGGAGGAGACGAGCGGGAAAUGGAAGAGAAUCGACGCCAGACUUCGCGAUGAGUGGGGUCUUCGAGAAUCGUCAUCCGGAACCUUCCUCGCAUCCGCCUUAGCACCCCCUCAACCCCCACACACAGCAACAUUUCACUCCUCGUCAUCGCGUCCUGCCACGCCUGGCUUCCCGCCAACGCCCAUGUCCGGGAUGUUCCCUCCCUCAUCGCACAGCACGCCUGCCGCGAUCGACAUCACCGACGACGGAGCUUCCGAAGACGCCUCCCUGCCAGAAGACCAGUUUGCCGCCUACAAGCGCUUCAUCACCGCCGUGCUGCUGUCCCUCCACUUUGAGAUGGCGGCCGGGAGCGGCUACACGCCGCUCAACAUCCGCACACUCGUCUCGCCGGCGUCCCUGCGGCUGUCGAUAUCCGAGGAGCGCGGCGGCGAGAAGGAGGACACGGGCAAGGCGGACCAACAGCUACUUCCCAGCACACCCGUUGUGGUACCGGAGGUUAUACGGCCCACUGUGGUCGCGUUGGACGCAUAUCUAACCACCUCCGGAACGCUGCUUAUAAUUCCGCAUACAGAGGUCCAGCCCGCAAUUCGGCGAGUGUCGUCCUGCGCGACCCGGGGUAUGGGAGCGGAGGAGGGCCUGGACGGGAGAGACGUAUACAUUGCGCCCUGGGGCGAGUGGGGGCGAUUACUACCCUCCACGCCCACCACAGAGCCGGCAACUUCAGCGAAAGAGCUAAAGUGGAAAGGCGCGGUAAGGUCGUAUCUACAGGACUGCGGCAUCCUCUCCACACCGGGCAAUGGCUGGCGGGGGGACUCCGUGAACGUGCUCGAAGAGGCAAUCCAGGCGGGCGACUGGCGACGGAUCGAGAUCUGGAUACCGUUCAAGGAGUUCCCCGGCAUGGGCAUGGCCGUCAAGGUGCUGUGGCCGGAGGCCCUGCUGUUCAUGAAGGCCAGCGAGGACGACACUAUUCCCUGCGUGGACGAGGCCCAGGCUGAAGAUGCUGCUGAGGGCGAGAACGUGUUCUGGAAGACGGUGUUUGCUGACCCAGAGUAUGGACGCUUCGCAUCCGGCAGCCUAUCGAUGUCGCUCGCGUCGCUCGUGUUUGCGGAAGACGGGCAGCAGCUACCGCGGGCGCGCAAAGACACCGGCGCCGACUGGUGGGCCACGGCCUCGGCGGUCGAGUGGGCCGAGGAAUGGCUCGCGGGACGGGAGGAGCGCGACCGCGUGGUCAAGGCGCGGCUGGAGGAGAAGAAGGCGCUGCGGCGGAAGCGGGAGGAGGCCGAGCGGCAGGCGGCGGAGCGCGAGGAGGAGAGCGUGAGGGUCAAGGUGAAGAAGGAGGAGGAGGGGGAGGAUAAGGCGCAGGUGCAGGCGCAGAUGGAGAUGGAGGUGGAGAUGCCAGAGGCGAUGGACACGAAGGAGGAUAAGGCAAAGCUGAAGGUGCUGGAGCAGAAGAACCCCGCGGGCGUGUAUCCGACGCCGCCGGAGGGGGGGCAGCAGACGGCGCAGCCGAUGGGCGGGACGGGCGGGACGGGCGGGCCGGGGUCGACGAGUUCCGGGAGUGCGCCGAGUAGUACGGUGAUUUCUGCAGAGGCGAUCAUUGGCGCGGUGCCGACAGAGACGGACAUGGAGCUGGACUGGACGGCGGAGCUGCCGGGCGUGGCGGACCAGGUGCCGGAGCCAGGAAGGAAACAGAGCGAUGCUGCGGCAAUCGGGGGUCUCGCGGGGGGGACGGGAGAGGCGGAUCUGUUUGGCGGGGACAUGGACGACGACGAUAUGUUUGGUCACGCAAUCACGGAGGACGAUUUCGCAUUCUUUGACAACAAUCCAGGGGGCCUGGAGGACUUUGGGGACGAUCUGGGGGGCAUGGGGGAGGAUGAUGUGAAUAUGGCACUUGAGGAUAUGGAUCUUGGAGGAGCGGGCGGCAGCAGCAGCAGCAAUAUCAAUGCACAAGCUGGUGGUGGUGGCGGCGGCGAGAUGGACCUUACCAUGGAGAUUCCCAUGCACGCGCGGGAAGAAAUGGUGAUUGAAUCCAGCCCCGCUGCAGCCAUGAUGGCGCAGCCGCCGACUAUCAACAUUGACGUGAGCAGAGCCGACGGACACCACGACGCGAAGCUUUCCGGCGGCAGCGCCUCUGACAAGCUGGCCGAGAGAGAGCCGCACAUCCAGACGCCGCCGCUGAGUCCGCACCGGGCCAUCCGCCUGCUGGUGCCCGAGUACUCGCUCUCGCCCAACAAUCAGCCGCACCCCACGCCGCCAACGACCGGCGGGGCCAUGAAGACGCCGCAGAACAACGGCGCGCCGCCACCACCGCUACCACCCCCGAGCGGGGGCGUCAGCGAAGCCAAGCGCAGAAUGUCGCUCUACUCGCCCAUCACAUUCACGACAAAGAUCGAGAUGGCCGAUAGAAAAUACGCGCCGGGCGGACGCUACUUCCUGCCCGAGAGCAUCAAGGACAAGGAGCUGAAGGAGUUUGAGAGCAAGCAGGGGGGCAAGCUGGAGACGCCCAAGGUGCCGCCCACGCCCAGCGGGCAGAAGCGCAAGCGCGGGAUCUUUGUGCGCUCCGUGGUGGUCGAGGAGGGCGCGGAGGCGGCGGCGCCGGAGGUGGCCGAGGUGGUGCUGGCGGACGACGCGGUGAUGGCGGAGAGCCCGGAGGACGACGAGUGCGAUGCGGGCGAGUACAGCGACGACGAGUGGUCCGAGGAGAGCAGCGUUGAGAGCGACGCCGACGACGAGACGGAGGAGGAGGACGAGGCGGAUGCCGGGGGACGGUACUACACGAGCCCGUUGGCGGCUGCGUAUGGCGGGGGCGGCGGCGGCGGGAGCAAGAAGCGGAAGUGGGCGUUUGAGGACGACGGCGAGAGCUCGGUGGCGGAGACGAUGAUGAAGCGGGAGACGGGUGCGGGCGCGGGUGCGGGUGCGGACGGCGAGGGCGGCGAGGUGCCGGGCGAGCUUGCACCGCCGCCGUGGGAGGUCAUGGUGCCGGACCCGACGGACGCCUCGCUCGUGGGCGUGUUCUCAACCAUGACGCUCGAGACCGACGCGAUCUCGCUGGCGGGCCUGGGAGAGGCCGAGUUCAUGGCCGUCAGCAAGCUGGUGCGCGAGCAGGUUGUGAGCGGGACGUCGAAGCCGCUGGGCGCGCUGCUUGACGGCGGCGGCGGCGGUGGCGGCGGUGCCUGGGUGACGGCGGUCGAGGACGACAACGAGGAGUGGUGCCUGCUGCGGCGGCGCAAGGGCAAGGACGAGGAGGUCGUCGAGGAGGCUGCGCGCGCGCUGUUUGGCAGCGGCGGGGUCGUGCGCUGCACGCUCGAGACAUACGUGACGGUGGCCGACGCCGUGAUCGAGCCGCCGCCGCCGCCGCCGCCGCUGCUGGUCGGCAGAGCGGCGUCCAUGCGCCCCAUCGCGCAGCCCAGGCGCGGCAUCAACACGCCGACGCUCAGCAAGCGGCCCUCCGACCCAGCUACGCCCGCCAACUCGGCCAUCUUCAGACUGCCGCCGCCGCAUGUGCACAUCCACCGCGCCGAGCAGGCGCUGGAGAUCCUGCCGCCCGCGCUGCACUUCUGGGAGACGUUCGGCUUCGGCCCGUGCUCCGGCCCGAAGAGCGUCAUCGGCUUCUGCCUGCACCCGGCGUCGAGGGCCAUGGACGACGCCGCCGACGCCCUCCUGGAGCGCGUCUCGUUCUCGUACGAGUCCGGGCGCUUCGGCACGCACGUGCGCGGGCGCCUCGACGCGUCCGGCAUCACGAACGGCGCGCUGGGCAUCGGCGGGCCCAAGGACGGCGGCGGCGGCGGCGGCGGCGGCGGCGGCGGCGGCGGCGGCGGCGAGACGGCGAUAAUCGACAGCCUGGAGAAGGGCGUGGCGGCGCUGAUGGACGGGCUGGCCGAGUUUGGCGCGGUGCUGGCGGGCGGCGUGGCCGACGAGCUGCAGAACAUCGUGGUGUACGUGGUCAACCCGUUCGAGCACCCGAGCGCCGUGGUCGACAUCUGCGCGGGCUUUGUGCGCAUGUGCCGCGUCUAUGCCGGGUGCGUGCAGAUGAGCGCGCGCCGCAACAACUUGGUGCUGCAGAUUGUGCCGGCGGGGUUCGUGGCAAGGCGCGCGGGCGGCGUGGGGCGCGGGCAGGGCGAGUGGGCGGCGCUGGCGGCGGAGGUGUACAAUCGCUGCAUGCCGACGGACGGGAUGUGCUCACUGGACGAGGCACAAAAGACAUUCUCACCAUCGAUAUACCUCGCCCGCUCGCCGCCAAAGACAAUCGAGUUCCGCGCCACCGACCCCUCGCCCGCGCUCCUGCACGAAAACUCCAUCCUGCACAUCGCCUACGCCCAGAGCCUCGACGAGCGCUGGGUCAGCGUCGCCUGGACCGACGCCUGGGGCGAGCUGCAGGCCACCGAGAGCUACUGCCUCGGCCGCAAGAACUGCACCGUGCUGCGCCCCUUCGACGACGUCUGCCGCGACAUCUGGGCCCGGACGCUCGACAUCACGCGCGUGCGCCGCGUCUCCUGGCGCAUCAUGCUCACCAAGGUCGGCCCCGCCAUGCCGCCGGACGAAAUCGACACCUGGGCGCGCCUGUCGCGCGCCUCGAUGGCCAGCCUGACGCACACGCUCACGCUGCUGACGGCCGAUGUUGCACCGCCGCUGGCCGUGACCCCCGUGUUGCCGAACAUCGCGCCGGCGGCGUUUAAUCCGCUGGUGGCGCAGGGCACGGGGACGCCGCCGGGGGUGACGACGCCGACGCCGGGCGGCGGCGGCGGCGGCGCGGGCUCGAUCGUGUCGCCGGAUCAGUUUGGGGGCGCGGCGGGGACGCCGUCGGCGGAUCUGCUGCCGGAGGUGGAUGCGGGGUCGGCGCUGGUGGACUAUGGCGAUGAGGUGUGGGGCGUGGUGUGUGCGCAUCGGUGGCGGCGGGGGCUGCUGCUUGGCUUGGAUGAUGCUGGCGGAGGGGGCGGGAUGGGGUAUCUUGUGAAGCGCGGGGGCGCGGGGGAGGGGGACGACAUGGUUGUGCUGGGCGUGGAGGUUGUGCGCGGUGCCGGGGUGGGCAGCGGGGUGCUGAGGGAGGUGCUGGCGGCGUGGAGGGAUCUGGUGACGUUGGGGCAGUUUAAGGGCGUGGUGGAGAUGGCGGGGCGGGGCAGCGUGGUGCCGUGGCAUGUCGGGGCGGCGUGGAAGGGUGUCGAGGCGCUUGGGUUUGUCAUGUGA
Molecule: messenger RNA, 5607 nt
Organism: Morchella sextelata
Lineage: Eukaryota; Fungi; Ascomycota; Pezizomycetes; Pezizales; Morchellaceae
Exons: 4
Coding region: 1-5607 (1868 amino acids)
Biological process (GO): regulation of transcription by RNA polymerase II
Cellular component (GO): mediator complex
Molecular function (GO): transcription coregulator activity
Source: RefSeq, a predicted model, not a curated record